AUGGCAGCCGUCCUAACGGGAAGUGGGGACCACACGUUCAUCUUAAGCCUGCAUGAGGCGGAUAAACCGUCGAUCCCUAGCGACCUUAGCACUGAAAUCCGCAAACUAUUGGCCAGAAUUCGCGCUAAUGGGGGUACUCCUGCCGAUCUCAAGGCCAAAAGUGGGUGUCAGAGGGAAAACACCUGGCGCCUCGGUUCAGGGUCGGUUCGUGAGGGUCUUACCGUGGAGGGUUCAGGGCCCGUUCAGGGGCAGUUCUCCACCGAGUCUUUAUCUUGGUUUGGUCCCUGA
Penicillium lagena is the source of this 288-nucleotide messenger RNA. RefSeq lists its product as uncharacterized. The record is from RefSeq and is a predicted model, not a curated record. Bases 1 to 288 code for a protein of 95 amino acids. Lineage: Eukaryota; Fungi; Ascomycota; Eurotiomycetes; Eurotiales; Aspergillaceae. The transcript has a single exon.